Notolabrus celidotus (New Zealand spotty) is the source of this 4887-nucleotide messenger RNA. RefSeq names its product centrosomal protein 104 (gene cep104). Lineage: Eukaryota; Metazoa; Chordata; Actinopteri; Labriformes; Labridae. The record is from RefSeq and is a predicted model, not a curated record. Gene Ontology annotation, cellular component: cilium. The transcript has 23 exons. Bases 242 to 3109 code for a protein of 955 amino acids.
GCAUGCGCGAGGCGCUGGUUGUUGUCAGUGGUGGUUAUGGAGAUGAGAUGGAACUACGAGCUGUCAACAUUCCGGGGAUGUUAGUGAUACAGUAACAAUCCAGCUAUUAAGCGACGAGCUGUGUGGAUGAUUAGUGAACAGUUGGCUAAUGCCUCAUCCCAACAUGUUCAUGACAGCGAGGAAGACCUCUCUGUUCCUGCUCAGGGGGCUGUGUGCAGCUGGGGAAAUGUACAUUUGAGGGAUGCCCAGGAAGAUAGGUUUCAAAGUGGUCAACUCUUCAAGUCAUGAGGACCAUUUCAGUGCAAAGGAGCUCAUAGUCCAUGCACCCACAGUUAAUGGCUGGAGAUCCAGCAGGCUGUGCUCCUACCCCCAGCACGUCACCCUGCAGCUGGGGGAGAGAUGUAGGGUGAGGAAGCUGCAGCUGCUCGCACACCAGUACCUGAUACCAGCCAAGGUGGAGUUCCACAUUGGGGACUCGCUCCCUGAAAUCAGCACCCAAAGUUUCCCUGGACAGCUACGCAGACUAGGGUAUGUGUCUUUGUCAGACAACGAGAGGACAGGCUUUAAAGCUCGGGAGCUGAAGUCGAUCCACGUGGACGCCAUUGGAACAUACCUGAGAAUAACCUUCCACAGGAACUAUGUGAACCGUUUCAAUCCCUACAAUCAGGUCGCUUUGGUUGCCAUUAAUGUUCUGGGAGAGUCUUUGGAUGGAAAUGCUUUUAACACAAUUCCAAGCAGAGAGCAGCUGAUCGACCACUACCUCAACAGUACCCAGCAGGAAGUCGCCUUGGACACGACAUUCAUGGGCGAGUACAUCUCCCCGCUGGAUGACCUGGCCUUUGACAUGUACCAGGACCCUGAAGUUGCCCACAUCAUCCGUCUACUGGACCAAAAGAAGCAGGACAUGGUUCGGCAAGAGAAAUACGAGCAGGCCAAGAAUCUGAAACAGGCAAUCGCAGAUCUGCAGAAGGUGGGGGAGCGCUUGGCCCGAUAUGAUGUGGAGAAAAGAUGUGCCAUCGAAAAGGAAGACUAUGACUUGGCCAAGAAGAAGAAGGAGCUCAUGGAGGAUUAUAGGAAGAGUGUCUACCAGCAGCUGGAAGUCCACAACCUGCUGGACAUGACAAUGAUCACAAAGGACGCAGAGUCAUCGCCAGCCAAAGAUCCUCCCUCCCUCCAGCCUUCUCCAGGUCACCAUUCAGUCACCACCUGGCCCCUGGAGUCCACAGACACAAUCAAGAAGAGAAAAAGCACAACCGCUCCUCAGAGAAAACAGUCAGACGGGGGAACUGUUGCACCCAAACCAACCCGGCAACCUGAAACACCAUGCACCCCUGCUGCUACGUUACCCAAAAUAGAUGUUACGAGUGUGCCUUACGACGACAGGCCUCUGCCAGCCCUUCAGAGGAAAGACCGGCCAGGGGAGGUCAUCCAGAGUCCUGUUGAGCAGAACUCCCCCCAGUCUGAUGCCCAAAUGACUCCACGCAGCCCUGACACAAGCGGAGAGCCUGAGCCACUCACAGAGAAUGCCCAGAGAGAGGCUGGCCUUCCCAUAGAGGUGUUUGGGGAAAGCCUGGUUGCUGGGACAUACUCCAAAACCUGGUCCUACAGGGAGGAUGCUCUCAUGGCCGUGCACAAGAAGCUUUCGGAGCUGUCGCCCACCAUUCCUAGAGAGGAGCUGAAGAGCAUGAUACGAGCUGCAACCUUCCUCGUGAAGAAGGCCCUGCUGGAUCAAGUGUCAUCUGUUUUCCAUGCCUCCUUGAAGCUGCUGCGGCUCCUCCUGAGCCAGCUGAUCCCAGGUCUGGGGUUGGGCCGGACUGAGAUGAACCACUGCUUAGAUCAGACUUGGCCCAGCCUGCUGGUCAGGACUCGAGACUCAGCCAGCCGCAUGAGGACCACGGCUGCUGCCUUUAUACAGGAAAUCGCUGUCCUGAAGGAUGUGCGCGUCCUGCAAGUUAUCCCUGGUGAGCUGGUGAAGCCCUUCAAAUCCAACUUCCCCGCUCGUCUGGCUCAGAGUCGGGCUGAGCUGAUUCAGAAGCUGCUUGCUGAACUUGGUACAGAGAACUCUGGUUUCACCCUGGACAAUGUCAUGAAUUUCUGUACAGCAGCUUUGGAGCACAGCGCAUCAGCGGUCAGAGAGCUGGCUGUGCACAUCAUUCUGUCCAUGUACCAGCAGCACAGAGCCUCCGUCCUCAGCUACCUUCCAUCAAACGAAGCUGCAGCACGGAAGAACUUCCUGUACAAAACCCUCUUUGACGGCUUCGCCAAGAUUGACGGAAAGCUGGUUGAAACUCAGACUUCGAAGAAAGGCGCUCAGGAGGAGGGAGAGAAAGAGAAGGCAGAGAUCCACUCUCUUCAGGAGCAGCUGGCGGCCUUGAAAGAGAUCACAGAGAGAGAGGAGGGAAGCACCAAAGAGCAGCUGCCGAAGAAAGAGGCUCCCAAAGUUGAAAAAGGGUCCCACAAAGCUGGCAGAGCGGCCUCUACUAAAGUGUCCCAGAACAUGGCGACAGAAAGCAGGGAAGUCCAACGAUCCAUCAACGAUCUUGACAACUUGUGCAUAUUCUGUGGCAGAAAGGAUGAGUCAUUCACAGAGGACGGAUUGGACCUUCACUACUGGAAGAAUUGCCCUAUGCUGAGACGCUGCGAUGAAUGUAGACAGGUGGUUGAGAUAGCCAGCCUCACAGAGCACCUCCUGGGUGAAUGUGAGAGCAGAUCCAAGUUCAGCCUGUGUCCACGCUGCUCUGAGGCCGUGGCCACUGAGGACCUGACUCGGCAUGUCCAAGGUCCUGCGUGCAACCCCCCCAUUUCUGGUAAAGGUUCCAACCACUGUCCUUUGUGUCACAACAACUUCCUGCCCGGAGAGGAGGCCUGGAAGACUCACCUCAUGGGCCGGGAGGGCUGUAAACAAAACUCACGCAGAACUGCGGUGGCGCAGAGAACCCAGCCAGCACAAGGCCGAGCAGUUGGCGGAGCGAAGAUGAAACAGGCGUGGUCAGCAGGGGCCAGACCCAGGCCCAUGGGCAGGGGUAGCAGGAUCCCAGCCCUGGCACCCAUAGCCAGAGGACAUACUCCAGGGAAGACCCCAUCCCCCAACUCUAGAGGAGGAAACUAACAGACAUCCCUGAAGUAAUCCUCCUCGCUCUCAUGUUUCCAGGUCCCAUGCUCCUUCAAAUCAGCACCUUGAGCUAGGUGAACGGACACAUCUACUGAGAAGAUGUCUAACAUAUUAUCACAGCAUAACAGAGUAAAGCCUUUAAAAACAAGAUGCUGGUAAAUCCACUUGUUGAAACUCUCUGGUGUUGGUCAGUGAAGAGAGACAGCUGGACUCACCGAUGUUAGGAAGCCUCUGUAUGACCGGCCUCUGGCAUCACACACCUGCCAGGCUACAUGAGCACGCUGAGUCCGCUGAUAUCUCCUUACAGGAUUCUCCGUUUUGAGGUUCUAAUUUUACAAAGUGACGUCUCAAACCUCCAAAGUGACAAAAUGUGCUGCUUAAAGGGAUUGUUCAUCGGUUUUUAUUCUACUUCCACAAGACUGAUAAAAGAAAACAGAGGUCAUGAAUGUAUUUCUCAUCAAACCCUGUUUAUUUGGUAAAUAUCAAUGUCUUACAAACAGCUUCAGUUUGCUUAGAGUUUGGUUUGUAGAUUCCUGUAAAUGUGACCCUCAGAUAUCAUCACGGCUCUUUGCCACUCUUGAUAAAACUACUUCAGAACCGCAGAAGACGUCAAACAACAGGCUGGUAAACUAACCUGAACGUAUGAAAUUUUAAUUUGUGUUCCCUUUAAAUCUGCACAGCUAUCCAAAGGGACGUUUCCUGUUACAACACAAAAAAGCAGUUUCUGUUGAAUUCAGUCUGAAUCAGAAUCUCCUCUGUAAGAAAAACUCAAAUGUGUGAUGAUUUGAAACUUUGAACAGGAUCAGUCAGGCUCAGGAAGUUCUCAUAGAUCACCAGAGUAGUUUCUUUAACUGAGGAUGUACUAGAACACACUGAGGUGCAGCUGCCAGAUGACUUUCCUUCCUUUGAAACACUCCAGCAGAUAAUCUGAAAGCCAUCCACAGACCUGAACGUACAGCAGCUUUAAUGUCAGAUGUCUUUCGCCUUCUGUUUACACAUUCAUUACACGUAGUAAGGAAGGAAGUAGGAGUUUGCCAAAGAGAUGAUGCUUCAUGCUGAUAUUUCAGUAAGCUAUAGGAACUUUUCCUUUAACUUUUGCUGCUUAAUGACAAUCUUAACUAAAUAGCAUAUUAUAAUAGGCUGAAGUAAGAGAGACAGAAAAGACCAUUUCACUUACUGAAGUUGUGAAAGUGUGGAGAAAUGACCGUAUAGAAGAAUGUACUGUAGACAGAAGAAUUGAUACAUCACCUGUUUGUAAGUCUACGUGAUCUCUGCUGAACACGACUGAGCCCCACAGAUCUUAAAGCACUUUAGUGGCUUUAAAUGUUUGUUUUUGUUUGAGGAACUCUGAUAAUAUCUCAAAGGAUUUAUAGUUGAAGCCAUAAAUGAAUCACUUAAGUUGUACUACAGUGUUAUGACAAUGUUGAUUGUAAUAUGUUUAUCUAGCGCCGAGAAGAACAGAAACAUCUGAACAGUCUGAGGAGGAUUUUAAACAUGAAGUCAUAUUUAAAGAUGUAAACUUAUUAAUGAUUUCAAAUCUUUAUUAAUCUUUGUGUGUGGAGAAACAUGUGCACACGUGUAUAACAGAAAAGAAGAAGAAUUUGUAACUACCCAAUGGUUAUUGGCUGUGACGUGAUUCUGCAUUGAAGACCAUCAACAGUAGAUACUUCAGUGCACAUUAGUCAGUAUUUUGUGAAGAAUACCUUUGCCAUAAAAUAGAUAUUUUUGUCUGUAAAGUAUUUGUAUUUGUUUAAAUAAAGCUAUAUUAGGCUGAA